UCUGAUCAGUCUUGAACGCAUCGCGGCACCCACCAGAUCGCAAAUUAAAAACGCUCGCGUGCGCAAAUCCGUUCGAAAUAUCUGAAAGUUGUUUACAUAUGUGCGCGAUCGUCGCGGUCGGAUACAUAAUUUCGUGCGCAGCAAGGACAUAUAUUUCUUCAAGGACGCGGUUUGGCGAAUCCAUCGUAGCGGGCUACGUAGGCAUGUAGAUAUUUGGCUUUUAUUGUUUCCUCAGAUCAACGAUUCCAAAGCUACCAUGAGGCAUACCAUCUUUAGUAUAGUUCUAGCUAUAACAACGUUAUCCAGCCAUCCUGCGACAGCCCAGCAUGACGUGUUUCGAUUAUUUGAAAAUUGUCGAUGGGGAAAGCCAAAUUUCGACCCCUGUAUUAAAAAGGCAUUCAAUGCUGUGCGGCCUUGGUUUAAAACAGGUCUCCCGGAGUACAACGUCGCUCCGUUCGACCCACACAAGGCAUCCUUGGUGGAGCAGUACCGAGGUGAUCGGGACGGUCUGGCCGGUUACCAUCUUCAGCUGUUGAACGUGUCCGAGUACGGCUGGACCGAUUCGGAGGUCACCAAGUACCGGACGGACUACAAAAACAACCGCAUAAUCUACUCGCAGUACUUUCCGGAGAAGUCCCUGGAUGGCCAUUACAGCUUCCAGUCGAAAAUGCUCGGUCAGUCGAGGCUGGUGAAAGGUAUCUGGAACUUGACGCUGUACGAUUACAGCCAAACGACGACAGUUACCCGGCUGGGCAAACAGGGUGAGCUGUUGAAGGUGCGAGUGGAAAUUGACAAGAUCGGAGACAUGAAGCUGCACAUCUCCGAUCUGUUUCACGGAGCGAAGUUGAUUGAAUCCAUCGCGGACUUCGUCAUCAACACGAUGUGGCAGCCAGGGUUCCCCUUCAUCAAACCCCUAAUCAACGAUCUCGUCAGCGUAGCGUUCACCGAUAUCUUCAACGAAUCCUUCCGGUACUUCCCGCUGGAUGAGGUCAUACGAUAGCGACGAUGGGGACGGGGGCCGGCUUUCUUUCUAAGGACUGAAAUAAAUAAUCGUAAUUCGUUUGAUACCUA
Armigeres subalbatus is the source of this 1071-nucleotide messenger RNA. RefSeq lists its product as uncharacterized. Bases 257 to 1000 code for a protein of 247 amino acids. The record is from RefSeq and is a predicted model, not a curated record. NCBI's taxonomy places the organism in Eukaryota, Metazoa, Arthropoda, Insecta, Diptera, Culicidae. The transcript has 4 exons.